CAAACGCUUUUGUGAAUUCCUUUUAAGUAUAACAUAAACUUUAAGGAUGGCUGGACGAGGAGGGCGUGGUGGGAAAACAGGCUCGCUGACAGCGGAGCAGAUGCAGGCGCUCGGCUGUGUGGGCAAAGACAUGCCACAGGUUCAAUCGGCGCCACCUCCAACUUUUCCGCCGGUGCUCAACAAACCAAUCACACUGGAGACUACUGCAACGCAGAACUAUCAGCUGCUUUGGAAGGAGGACUUUUUAAACCGUAUUAGGGACUCGCCAUACUACAUCAUUUCCGCCAGCCAAGAGAAGAAAAAAACAGAUGUCAAAGAUUGGCGAGAGAAGGCUUUGGAGCGACUAAAGAACCGGGCACAGCCGGAGUUCAACUACAAAGCAAUGCCUCGAGAGCUAAAUUCAACAAGUCGAAAGCGAGCUGGAGGAGAACUCAAACCCAAACAAGUCGCCAAGAAGACUAACAUAGAAGAUAGAUUGAAACAGUUGGAGCAGAAAGAGCUUAAAAGUGGCGCUGAUAAUGAUAACGAGGAGGUCAAGCAGGAAUCCGAUUCGGAGCACGAAGAGGAGGAAGAUCCUGAAGCCGCACUGGACGAUGAAAUGGACGAGGAGAACGAUUAUGCCAACGAUUACUUCGACAAUGGAGAGGCCUAUAACGAAGAGGAUGACAACAUGGACGAUGGUCCCGUAUACUAAACCAGAAAUAAACAAACUGAUGAACAG
Molecule: messenger RNA, 721 nt
Organism: Drosophila innubila
Lineage: Eukaryota; Metazoa; Arthropoda; Insecta; Diptera; Drosophilidae
Gene: Polr3G
Product: DNA-directed RNA polymerase III subunit RPC7
Exons: 3
Coding region: 47-694 (215 amino acids)
Biological process (GO): transcription by RNA polymerase III
Cellular component (GO): RNA polymerase III complex
Source: RefSeq, a predicted model, not a curated record